UACGCGCUUGGUUUAAACGUCGCGGAAUUCUGCCACGAGCUCUGUGACUUCACUCCUCAUAUCCUGAAGUGGAUCGCCGACCAUCCCAAACGACUCGGUGUGAAGGGCAAGAUCGAUAUGACCGUAAGUUGCAGUCCUGUGGGCCUUACUUCGUCAAAAGAUUCUACGGAUCGACCUUUGAUGAUUCCUUUCGAAUUGAAAACUGGACGCGCCUCAUACUCCUUCGAGCAUAUUGGACAGGUCGGUCGUCCUUUGUAA
Messenger RNA from Dibothriocephalus latus, 258 nucleotides. The record is from the annotation of a GenBank genome assembly. NCBI's taxonomy places the organism in Eukaryota, Metazoa, Platyhelminthes, Cestoda, Diphyllobothriidea, Diphyllobothriidae.